GCAGGGGAAUGGGAAUGGGAUAUGGAAUUGGACUGGAGGGAGAUGUCUCAGGGGAAGGGGAAAGGGGAAUGGGAUUUGGAAUGGUAUUGGAGGGACAUGCCUCAGGGGAAGUGGAAAGGGAAUAGGAAGCGGAUUGGAGGGAGAUGCCACAGGGAAAGGGGAAAGGGGAAUGGGAUUUUCAAUGGGACUGGAGGGCGAUGCUGCAGGGCAAGUGGAAUGGGGAAUGGGAUUUUGAAUGGGAUUGGAGGGAGAUGCCUCAGGGGAAGGGGAAAGGGAAUAGGAAGGGCACUGGAGGGAAAUGCUGCAGGGGAAGGGGAAUGGGAAUGGGACUGGAAGGAGAUGCCUCAGGGGAAGGGGAAAGGGGAAUGGCAAUGCGAUUGGUGGGAUAUUGCGCAUGGGAAUGGGAAGGGGAAUUGGAAGGGGACUGGAGGGAGAUACCACAGGGAAAGGGGAAAGGGGAAUGGGAUUUGCAAUGGGACUGGAUGGCGAUGCUGCAGGGCAAGGGAAAAGGGGAAUGGGAAUUGGAGUGCUGGGAUGUGGCGCAGGGGAAGGGGAUGGGGAAUUGGAAUGGGAUUGGAGGGAGAUGCCACAGGGAAAGGGGAAAGGGGAAUGGGAAUGGGACUGGAGGGAGAUGUCUCAGGGGAAGGGGAAAGGGAAUGGCAAGGGGACUGGAGGGAGAUGGCACAGGGGAACGGAAAAGGGGAAUUGGAAUGGGAGUGGUGGGAUAUGGCGCAGGGGAAUGGGAAUGGGAAUGGGACUGGAGGGAGAUUUCUCAGGGGAAGGGGAAUGGGAAUUUGUAGGGGACUGGAGGGAGAUGCCACAGGGAAAGUGUCUAAGGGGAAUGGGAUUUGCAAUGGGACUGGAGGGCGAUGCUGCAGGGGAAUAGGAAAAGGGAAUGGGAAAGGGACAGGAGGGAGAUGCUGCAGGGGAAGGGGAAGGGGGAACGGGAAUGUGCGUGGACGGAGAUGCCAUCGGGAAGGGGAAAGGGAAUGCAACAGGUGGCAGAGGGUGCAGAGGAAGAAGGGGAAUGGGAAUGGGACUGGAGGUAGGUGCCUCAGGGGAAGGGGAACGAGAACGGGAAGGGGACUGGAGGGAGAUGCCUCAGGGGAAGGGGAAUGGGAACGGGAAGGGGACUGGAGGGAGAUGGCAGAGGGGAAGGGGAAUGGGAACGGGAAGCGGACUGAAGGGAGAUGACAGAGGGGAAGGGGAAAGGGGAAUGGGAAUGUGAGUGGUGGGAUAUGGUGCAGGGGAAGGGGAAAGGGGAAUGGGAAGGGGAUUGGAGGGAGAUGGCACAGGGGAAGGGGAAAAGGGAAUGUGAUUUGGAAUGGGAUUGG
Numida meleagris (helmeted guineafowl) is the source of this 1334-nucleotide messenger RNA. Its product is annotated as protein qua-1-like. The transcript is spliced from 2 exons. The record is from RefSeq and is a predicted model, not a curated record. Lineage: Eukaryota; Metazoa; Chordata; Aves; Galliformes; Numididae. The coding region runs from base 22 to 1194 and encodes 390 amino acids.